AUGGGCGUCCCUGGGGUGGUGGACAGUGUUGUGUCACCCCAAACCCCAGGGAGAUGGGCUCAAGGGUGGUGUCCCCGCACCAGGGGACAAUGUGACACAGACUGUGUGGUGUGUGUGUGUGUGUCCCCACCACAGGAGGCCAUCAUGGACGGGACGGAGAUCGCGGUGUCCCCGCGCAGCCUGCACAGCGAGCUGAUGUGCCCCAUCUGCCUGGACAUGCUGAAGAACACCAUGACCACCAAGGAGUGCCUCCACCGCUUCUGCUCCGACUGUAUCGUCACCGCCCUGCGCAGCGGGAACAAGGAAUGUCCCACGUGCCGUAAGAAGCUGGUCUCCAAGAGAUCCCUACGACCAGAUCCCAACUUUGACGCCCUGAUCUCCAAGAUCUACCCGAGUCGGGAUGAGUAUGAGGCCCACCAGGAUCGUGUCCUGGCCAAGCUCAGCCGCCUUCACAACCAGCAAGCAUUGAGCAGCAGCAUCGAGGAGGGGUUGAAGAUGCAGGCCAUGCACAGGGCUCAGCGGGUGCGGAAGCUGCACCAGGAGUCGGACAACGCCACCUUCAGCGGAGGAGAAGACAACUGCGACAGCCGCUCCCACCUCAGCAACGCCUCGGCCCCCAGCCACCCCGAGGCCGGGCCCAGCCGCAAACGCUCCCGAGCUUCCGACGAUUCCGGGCCCGAUCCCGAUCCCGAAACCUCCCACGAGGGGGGCGGGAGAGGGAGCCCCGAGCCGGGCGCGGAGCCGGGAAGCAGCGAGAUCGAGCUGGUUUUCCGUCCCCAUCCGCUGCUGGUGGAGAAGGGGGAGUACUCGCAGACACGGUACGUGAAGACGACGGCCAACGCCACGGUUGACCACCUCUCCAAGUACCUGGCGCUGCGCAUCGCGCUGGAGGAGGCUCCGGGGCCGGGCCCCGAGGCGGCGGCGGGGCUGGAGGAGGUGAGCGAGAAGCAGUACACCAUCUACAUCACCACCGCCGGCGGAGCCUUCACG
Calidris pugnax (ruff) is the source of this 990-nucleotide messenger RNA. RefSeq names its product ring finger protein 1 (gene RING1). The record is from RefSeq and is a predicted model, not a curated record. Gene Ontology annotation, cellular component: PcG protein complex; ubiquitin ligase complex. The transcript is spliced from 4 exons. Gene Ontology annotation, biological process: negative regulation of DNA-templated transcription. The annotation marks the transcript as partial. Gene Ontology annotation, molecular function: chromatin binding; ubiquitin protein ligase activity. NCBI's taxonomy places the organism in Eukaryota, Metazoa, Chordata, Aves, Charadriiformes, Scolopacidae.